AUGGGACUCUGCAAGCUCACCACCUUUGCCCUCCUGGCGCUGCGUGCCGUCAGCGUCUCUGCUGCCGAUGCCGUCGAAGAGGGAGCCGCCAGUCCAUCCGCGACCCCCAACCUGGCCGUGUCAGCCUCUGCCUCGUUCCCCAACUCCGAGGUCUUCGGCGUGAAGCUCAUCAACGGCCAUGCAACCAAGGCCGUCCUGGACUUCACCAACAGUGAACCGGAGCCGGUCACCAUUGCCCUCGUCCGCGGCUCCUUGUCGACCCUCAAAGCGCUGCCCGCAGAUGCGCCGCUCAGCGCUGCUAUCGUGCGCAAUCUGACGGCCACCCGAUACGGCGUGGAGGUUCCCGCUGGCACCAAACACACCAUCCCGUAUACCUUCACGACCGAUAUGAACCCCAUCGACCUCCGUCUCAACCUGAUUGCGGUUGUCUCGAGCAAGGCGGGGACCGUGUACCAGAUCCAGGCUUUCAACGAGACGGUCAGCAUCGUCGAGGCGCCGACCAACAUCUUUGAUCCGCAGAUCAUCUUCCUCUACCUGAUCCUCCUCGCUGCAUUCGUCGGCACCCUCUACUUCGCCUACAAGUCCUGGAUCGAAACCCUCUUCCCACAAGCCAAGCGCGGAGGCAAGGGUGGGGAACGCGCGAAGCGCUCCUCCGGAGGCUCCAAGAAGGCGGUCCCUGUCGAGGAGCAGGUGUCUGUGAUCGGAGCGGAUGGGCCGGCGGUCACCACUGCGGUGGAGGCCCAGAAGGCGUACGACGAGAGCUGGAUCCCCGCCCACCACAUCAACCGCCCGAAUGCCAAGCGCGUCAAGAGCGGCGCAUCGACCAAGAAGUCCAAGUUCAUCGAGUAG
Molecule: messenger RNA, 849 nt
Organism: Drepanopeziza brunnea f. sp. 'multigermtubi' MB_m1
Lineage: Eukaryota; Fungi; Ascomycota; Leotiomycetes; Helotiales; Drepanopezizaceae
Cellular component (GO): endoplasmic reticulum membrane; endoplasmic reticulum
Source: RefSeq, a predicted model, not a curated record